AUUUUUUUUUCCUAUUUUACAGGCAUUUCCUAUCAGGUAGGCAAGCUAAACUCAUCAGAGACACGCCAAGGAUGGAAUUGCAACAGCGGAUGCAAGGCUCCAGAACAUUGCACACUGCCACGCUGCACUAACGUGGUAUUUCCACACACGUUUAGUGGAUCUGGAACCGUAAGUAAAACCUAAGGAAUUAAAAAUUACCGUAUUUCCCCCAAUAAUAGCCGCGAGCGACUGUUCGAGGGAGGCGAUUAUUUCAAAUAUUGCUCACUAGAAGUCGUUCCCUAAAUAUUUUGUUUUUUUUAUCUAUUAAAUAAUAAUAGAAAAAUAAACACAUCAAAUAUACUAAGCAUGGGUUUUAUAAGUUUUCCAAAUAUGGUUCCUUGCAUUGGCAGGAGCAAUCCUGUUCCUUGAUUAUUUUUCAAUGUUAAUAUCCUUUGCGUUAGAGCUUGAAUCGUCACUGAUCAGUUUUGCUGGAUGAGAUUCCACUUCAGCUUUUUUUGUUAUCCAACGUGCCAAUUUUUAACUUGGCGGGGAGAGGUUGAAAGAAAGAGAAGAUAGCAAGAGGGGUGGGGGGUAGGGAGCGGUUAUUUGAGGGGGCGAUUAAUCGAGGAACGGCUAUUUUUCGAGGAAAUACAGUAGUCUAAUCUUAAGGGUUGGCGGCAACUUUCUUUUGCUAGCAGACCACAAUAAGCGUCUUUAGAAACUAAUGUUUUUUAACAAAUUUUGAUUUGCCAAUUAAAAAAAUGAGGCCUUUGUGACGUUAUGACCUGAGACAGUUUAGUGCGCAUAGGUAUGUUUAAGUGCUCCCUAAUCCCUCGGAUGCGUGUGUUUUCAGAGAAAACAAAACAAUACGAAGCAAAAAUGCCAGAGAAUUCUGACAAUAAAAAUAGGCUAGAAGACCUUUAACCCUUUGAAUGAGGUAGGGAAUGGAGGCGGGCGGGAUGCGGUCGAUUUGGAGUGGAAUUAGACUCUUUUCUUUUCAGAUUUAGUGAGAGAAGUGCACCCACACACGAGCGUGGAAGCCGCCAGAAGCGUGCGAGAAACGAGGACGGCAGUCUCGCCCUUUCAGUCACGCGCGUGGUCAGUUGCGUUUCUCGCAUGUUUUGGUCGACGGAUUAAGAAAAAAAGAGACUUCUCGUAGUCUAGGGUUGAAUUGUUGCCUGCAAAUUUUCAUUGAUGCUUAUCUUUACCUAACGCAUUUCAGGUUCGAGUCUUUGUGUCAUUAAGCCACCAAGAUCAGUCAUCAGAUGCAGUUCAUUCACCUUCCGCCGUGUGGGCAGAGUCCAUAAGUACAGCUGGAUUUCAGUUAUGCUCGCGUGCAACAGGCUCUACAAAUGACACUGGCAUUAUCAACUGGGUAGCAUUCCAGGACAAACCCAUGUUAACGCAUGGAAGCGUUACUUUUAGCGGAAUAUGGACAACAGAAACAAAGUGUGAGAAGGUGGCCUUUUCUCAGGUUAGACAACAAUAAUUGAUAACAAGUAUUUAAUUUUGUUAUAAAGGUGUAAAACGGACAUAGCAAAGUACAUUGCUAAAAGUCUUUUUAAGCUUUCUCUCGGGCUUAGUUUCAAACUUUUCCUUCCAUCGCCUUUAGAUAAGCCAUUUUCAUGUUUUACUUUGGAGGUAGUGAUUGAAUAAUGCUUGACCGUUUUGAAUGUAUUGAUGUGUUAAAGGUAAUUUGGAAAAUAAAAGUCUAUUUUUUUAAUGAUAUUAAACUUUUAGCAUUAAACUUAACACAGUUGGCCGAAAAGGAACAUUGUUGUUUGUAACUUUAUUUAAGUAAUGGGCCAAAUAAGAUGCAUUCACCAAUAUUUUCAACACUUCGUAGAAAGAGGUGAAAAAGGGGUAGAAUAUUGAGUUAAUGGGAAUAAGACAAGUAGAUUUAAUUAAUCUUCUCCCCUUAGCCUUUGAUAAAUCCUUAAUUUCAUUUAAGUGCCGCUAAGUACUUCAUGGACACGUUCCUGCUGAUUUAUCUUUCGAGAAGCUUGUUUAUUUUUCAAUCUAUAGUUUUUGAUAUAUCUAACAUUUUUUUGCAGAGCUUUGCUUCCAAGCCUCGUGUAUUUGCCUCUGUUAAGUACACUCGCAGUACAAAGCCAAAUGACGCUAUGUACUUAUGGUUAGAGAACGUCAACUCUGGAGGAUUUGAAGUGUGCUUAAGGGAAUUCUUGUCCUUUGAUGGAAAACACCAAGAUGCAGUUGUGGUAAGUGAAGAAAAAUGUCCGAGAAACUAUAGUAUUGAUGAAAACAAACAAACAAACAAAAAAACUUGACUUGCCACACUUCGGCAGCCCGGAAACCCAAUUAACCAAAACGUUUUUGACGCAAUUAAGGUCAGUGUCGUGUCUCACGUGUCUCAUGCAGUCAUUUCUUGUUAAAGGAAAUGUGGUUCGAAACCUGACGCAACUCGUCUUGUAAAGAAAAGGGUAGCAAAUUAAACAUUAUUUUCUUGUCCACAGGACUGGUUUGCAUUCACUGGAAAUGGGAGUCAACUUAAUUUCACAAUAAUUGGGGAAGAAAUCUUUCCAAACAGUGGCAAUCCAUCGGCCAAAAACAACUACGGCUUCUGUCAGGUGAAAACUUUAGUUCUAACAAGAACAUUUAGCAAGCCAAAGAACACUGAUUUUUUAGUGGUUAAGUUCACACUAAAGAAAACUUAAAAUACAGUAAACCCAAGCUUACCAGGCCAUGCUAAUCGACAUUGUAUCCAAAAUGGCAAUUCCCAGAUGAGCGCGACAUGUUUAUCUCGCGAUUUUGAUGUUCGCAUAUUUCACGAUUCUUAAAUUUCGUGACUUUGCGAGAAUUUUAUAUUUCGAAUCUCUUCAAUUUCGCGUCGUAGACAGUGGGCGAAUAUUAGAAGUGGGGACUUUACAGAAGAUGGGCAAAAAUAGAGGGAGAGGUGAGCACGUUCAGAUCCAUUUACUAACUUACAUGACUUUUUUUACCUAUUUACAGGAAGUGCCUUUCAAUACGACCUUUUACAAAUCGCCAAUUGUGAUUCUUUCCGUAAAUCAUGAGUAUAAUCUUAAGGUCAAGGGAAGUCGUCUUCCAGAAAAUAAUAUAAUAUCAGCCUGGCUAGAGGUAGGUUUGCUUUUUUAUUCUAACCUGAGAAAACAGCCCGCCCGACAUUUCGCGCGACGCCACCACUAGUUUUCCCACAAAAUGAGGAAAACCCCGAAAACCCCGUUUCACGACGCAAUUACUGGCUUUCCCGUGAAAAGACGUCUGUGGAACGAGUGUAGAAAUUCCAUACUGAUGACGUGUACUUCCCAGAUCAAGAUAGUGCUUCUGAUUGGUCAUGCUGCAAAAUAAAUUUUCUUUAACCAAUCAAAAGCACUGCAUGCCCAGAUCUGCGUAGUGACACAUCAUCAGUACGCAAUUUCUGCGCUCGUUCCUCAGACGUCUUUUCACGGAAAAGCCAGUAAUUGCGUCAUGAAACGGGGUUUUCCUCACUGGGUUAUAUUCUUGAUGGUCACUUGAGGUUAAUGAUAAUGAACAGGGAUUUUUUCAGUGCUUUGCUACAUUAUUCUAUUCAAUUGUUUGCUUGAACUCUCACGACACCUUUGAGACCCAAAAGCCCAUAUCCCUUGUUCAAUCAGGGGAGAGAAGAAAUCCGUUUAUUCUAGUAAAUUUGUAAAAGGACUGUGAAGACUGUGAAAAAGCCAUAAGAAAACAAUAAUUUGGAUCUGAUCCAUGAAUUUCAUGACUUAAAGGUAUCGUCGUAGAAAUCAAGAAGAAAUUAUGGAUUUUCUAGUAACUGAUGAGUGCUAUCACAUUUUGCUGUAGGAAGUUGGAUUAGAAUCUAUGAAGGUCUGCGUUAAAGACCUCAGUGGAUUAGGAUCGAGUCAUGAUCCCUUGAUUGUCAGCUACGCUGUUACUGGAGGUUAUUUAUAAUUUUCCUAUUGUAAUGAUCACUAUUUCUCGUAAGAACUAUUGUUAUUUUUAUUAUCAUUAUUACUAUUAUUUUUAUUGAUACCUUUUAGAAGUUCUUAUAUGUAGGAAUACAUUUCAUGACAUAAUUAAAGAAACACUGGAGUAAAAACACUGAUAUACCUUAUUCAUGUUACACUCUAUCUUUGCACGAACUUUAAGACUGGUCAUUGAUGGGAUAAGAGCAAUUAGAGGGCACACAAGUUAUAAAAUUGCCAAUACUAGUAAUCGAGUAAUCGCGGUCGGGUUUGUUUAUUCCUCAAAAAAAAAAAAAAAAAAAAAAAGACGACCAUUUUGUCACGCAAAAUGCAAAAUGUAAACUUUGACAAGUUCUACGUCACAAUUCCUUGCUGUGAAGAUUUCUACUGUCGCGUACUGUAUUCAAAAUCACUUCCACUCAUAUUUUGCCAUUUUCGUUUUUAAGGUCAAAACGUCUUAAUUUUCUAUAGUGUAGAUAAAGCAAACUCGACUGCAGUCUUGUAUUUACUGAUUUUAUCUCUUGCUUGCCCCCUGAGAAACCACGUAACAUUGCUUUAAUUUAUUCCAUCAGUCCUUAAGCGCGUACAGAGAUGGCGGGUAUCGUUAAUAAGGUCUACUAAGGAUAAAAAAAAAGAACAUUAGUUGAGGUACCUACAACCAAACAUGUUACUACUACUGAACAGUAACUUAGUUUUAAUUGAAAUAUGAAAAAUAUAUUAGACAUUUAUGUUUUUUUCCAAAUGGAUAACUACUCAAUAUUAUGUUUUUUCUUUCUUGGUACAGACCUUAAUCCUUGCCUUAAUGUGCAUUGCCCACGAUUUGGAGUCUGCAGGACCUACAGUCCGCAUGACGCUCGCUGUGAGUGCGAUGACCAAUGCCCCUCAUAUAAAGAUCCAGUGUGCACUGCAAACGGAACAACUUACGACAACCGAUGCUGGCAUAAGUUAAGCUAUUGCAGAGGACUUGAAAAUAAUCUGGUUUAUCACCCUGGAAGCUGUGAAGGUAUAACGAAAAAUAAUUUCAACGAUUUUGUUUUGGCUGUAUUUGCCACAUAAAAUACUCUGGGAGUUAAGCUCUCGAUGGCUUAGAAUUAUAGCUGUUAACGUUGGCUUAAAAUUGAUUGACUUCAAGCUAUGAUGUUUAUGACUUUUCGUUACUUUUAAGCUCGCUUUUAGCUCCUCACGCAGGCUAAACAACAACAGACAGCUGUAACAAGCUACUUCGUCUCUCUGCUUUGGCAAACAAACAUAUAGCAGCCCAGACUAUAGUCGAUGUUUGAUCUGUGUAAGAUCUUUUAUUCUCUUUUGUCUUGCAAUUUAGUUUUUAUCGCGUAAAAUUAGUUUUUCACAAAUUUGCUCGCGGCAAAUAUUGUGCAAAAAAGUGCAAAAGAGGAGGAAAUCAAAGACAAAGGUAGUAAAUAUCGCAUUUACAUACCAGUUUACAUAGAGUUGCAUAAUUGAGGGCAAAUGCAGUAUUUACUAUCUUUGCCCUUGAUUUCAUCCUCUUUUGCACUUUUUUUGUACCUUAUUAGCACUGAGUGAAUUUGCUGAAAAUCAAAUAUUUCCCGCACUGGCGCGGGCUCCCAAUAUACUGGCAUAUGUUUAUCUUUAUACUGGCAUAUGUUUAUCUUGGGCACUGAAACCAGCACGCAAUAUUAAGCAGCCACUAUACAUUUCCUUGUUGAAUGGUAGCCGACAUUACAAGUUAUAGCCUAGUUUUAGUUCCAUUUCCACGCUUUUUUUAUCACCACCCUUCUCCACUUAGAGUUGCACUACAACGCAUGCUAGGGAAGCUACGUAAGCGAUAAUGCUUAAAGAGCACAGUGAUGCUUCCUUAUAAAGUAAUUAAUUUAUUACAAAACAGGUUUUCCGAUUGUUCGGGGCCGUGUAGAUCUGCUACAGGUUCCAAAAUGGUCAGAUUCAAACUGUCAGACAGUCACAUUUCCUCCAUACCGGUUUUAUCCGGAUAAACAAGUUCAUGUUCUAAUAACCGUCAAUCACAUGAAGCUGAAUGACUCUGUGACAGUCCACGACGCUGUUACUUCAUGGACAGAAAGUAUCAACACAAAAAACUUCACCGUCUGUGUCAUGCAAACCGGGAGGAAAGAAGAAGGUGCGAAUCCAUUUGCCACCAUUGAUUGGGUGGCUUAUCAAGGAGCACCACCCGAAGGCUUGACGGGAACGGUUGAGUUGCAGAAAUGGUGGUCUGGUACCAACUGCGCAGAUGUAACCUUUCCUACGGUGAGAUGGGAAUGUACAUAUUAAAUUAAAUAAUUGAUGCAAGUUCAAUUGAGGUCUCCAUGACGAAUGUUAGACUUUCAUUCAUGUGACAUCUUUAAUCCAUGUCUUGAAAAAAAAAAACAACAACAACAACAACAACACCAAAAACAGCAAAAAGCAAAACAAAUAAAUAGUAAAUAAUUGGAAAAUUGAGUCUUGUGACCCUUAGCCUAAACAUGACAGAUUUAAUCAUGACUGGUCUGCGUAACAAAAGAAGAAAAACAUCAAGAGCGAAACUGUGAAGGAGAGACCUCCUUAACAUCCAUUUCAACAAAAUGAAGCGCUAAUCUGAUACAAAGAAGCAGCCUAUAACAACAACAACAAAACAACAACAACAACAAAAAAAAAACACAAAAUAUUUGUUUAUCUAUUUGAAUUAACUGAAUGUGGAAAGACAAGAAUUCACAUCUUAAGUUAAAGAACAUAUUAAAACUUUCCUUGAACUAAAAGAAUGAGACACAAAGUUAACAAAAAAUAAUCGAUCAUUACGAGGUAACUGGGGAGAUGAUUGCUAGAUCCUCUAAAAAGUUGUGACCGACUUAGCGACUUAGUUAACAAGACAACAUUAGGUAACAAGUAAGAAUGGGAACGUACUUAGUGGUUAGUUUCAGGUAAUUUUGCAGCUAUAUUUGAAAAAAAGCUGUUUUGAUUGUUGUUAUUGCUUUUUCUUCAGGGCAAGUUUGCCGAGGCGCCAAUAGUCCUUGUGACGUCAGAGCACCUGAGGACUGGUAAAGAGUAUGAUGCUGCUCUCAUUUGGAUUGAAGACGUAACAAAGGACUCAGUUAAAGUCUGUCUUCGUGAAAUGCAAAACUUUGACGGUAGACACCAAGACAUCACUGUGGUACGUUCUUAGUCAGAUUUUAAAAAACUGGAACGCGACUGUCCACAAAAUUUGUGAGGAAUGCUCGCCUGGUUUUGUUAAAAAUAACAGCGUUAAGAGGAAAAAGCAUUGUAAUUAAAAAUUGUCCGGUUGAUCGCGAGUGAUGAUCAGUCAAACGAAAGGCAAUGCAGAAAGAAAAACAUAAAAAGAAACGGAAAUAAUAAUAAUAAUAACAAUAAUAAUACUAAUGAAUAAUAAUAAUAAUAAUGACUAAUAAUAAUAAUAAUAAUAAUAAGAAAUGAAUUGAAUAGCAUUACGGGCGGUGAAUUUUAAAUAGCACACAAAUUGGUCUUCCUUCUCCCCAUGUCUCCCUUCACGCUCUUACGUGAUUCGCCUGAUGUCUCAAAAAAAUGUGGAUUUGCAUCCUUUUCUUGACUCUUUGCGCUCUUUGUUAUGUCACAACUUCAUAGAGUUCAAAAUACUUAGAUUCAAAGGGGCCUAAAAAUGAUGAGUUUAUUUGAAUUUUUUGUUGGUGUAAUACGAUUCUGUCACAAGACUAUGGGUGGCAUCACUUUUGUUUUUACCUCUUUUCACAGAACUGGUUUGCCUUCUCUAAACUGCACAAGCCUCUUUUCAGCGAACAUGGUGUCAUAAAUUUUCCAAAUACGAACCCACCUUUGGAUAAAAUGAACAAUGCUUAUUGCCAGGUGAGAAAAGAAUUCUUUGCAAAAGCAGUGAGUAGCAUGCUGUUCACAGCAUUUUCCCUCACAGAUAUAUCGCUUACUUACAUCACUGUUUAUAUUUUCAAAACACUUUUAGUCAUAUACACUUUACGCAAUAGAGAUCAAAGUGACUAGAAAAGUAAAGAAGCUGGUCCACUAAACAAUACUUUAAGACAAGAGGUCAAAAACUACAGACUGAUAACGUCCCUCUUAACCAUCGACAAAGUGUUUGAGCAACUGCACUGUAAACAGGUGACUGUGAAACUCGACCACAUCUUUUCUAGCCUAAGCACUGCUUAGAGAAAGGGACACAGCUGUGAGACCACUCUACUACGUCUGAAUGAGGACUGGAAGCUAGCAAUAGACAGAAAAGAGCUAGUAUGUAUUCUAUCGACUGAUAUGAGUAAAGCGUUUGACUCUCUCAGCCACUCGCCGACACUAACAAAGCUUGAAGCAUACGGUUUUGAGUCCUCAGCGGUGGACCUCCUUUAACAACCGCCAAAAUGUUCAACCCCCUGCUCUGGAACGUAUUUCAGAAUGACCUGCCCUGCUCCAUAACUACCGCUAAACUUUCGAUAUAUGUAGACGAGCACCAGUUGUACACCUCACGGACUAAUUUUACAGCUGAAAGGGAAGCCUUAGAGCAGGAAGAUCAACUUGCCGCGUCUUGGUAUCGUGAUAAUGUUCUACUCACAAAUCCUGACAAAUUCCAGGCGAUGAUCCUUUAUAAUAGAGAUAUUGACAUUGAAGGCUAA
This is a messenger RNA of Porites lobata, 8479 nucleotides long. Lineage: Eukaryota; Metazoa; Cnidaria; Anthozoa; Scleractinia; Poritidae. The record is from the annotation of a GenBank genome assembly.